Molecule: messenger RNA, 2355 nt
Organism: Fusarium pseudograminearum CS3096
Lineage: Eukaryota; Fungi; Ascomycota; Sordariomycetes; Hypocreales; Nectriaceae
Exons: 4
Coding region: 1-2355 (784 amino acids)
Biological process (GO): methionyl-tRNA aminoacylation
Molecular function (GO): methionine-tRNA ligase activity; acyltransferase activity, transferring groups other than amino-acyl groups; ATP binding
Source: RefSeq, a predicted model, not a curated record
AUGGUCUUAACCGACGUGCUUAAACGUUGGAAAGCAAUCAACGGCAAGGAAGCGUACCUUUGUACUGGAACCGAUGAACAUGGCAUGAAAAUUCAACAGGCAGCUUUAAAGGAAGGAAUCUCACCCAAAGAAUUGUGCGAUAAUAAUUCGAACAAGUUCAGAGAUCUUGCCGAAGUCUCCAACAUUUCUCACGAUUUCUUCAUCCGAACCACCGAUCAGGAACAUAAAGAUGUUGUCCAACAAUUCUGGCUUCUCCUCAAGGCUCGUGCGCCUGAAGGAUUGGGAUUAUACAAGGGAAAACACGAGGGCUGGUACUGUGUUAGUGAUGAGUGCUUCUACCCAGAAGAUCUCGUGGAGCCCAGCGUUGUGCCGCAGACGGGUCGCAAGAUCAUGGCCAGCACUGAAACAGGCAACGAAGUCGAAUGGAUUGCUGAACAUACGUGGUUUUUCCCUCUUUCAAAGUACAAGGAUAAGCUACUUCGCUUCUACAACGAGAACCCUGAUUGGAUCCAGCCAGCUCAUCGUAUGAACGAAGUACGAAACUGGGUCGAAAACCACCUGGAGGAUCUUUCAGUCACUCGUCCGACGUCAAGAUUGAACUGGGGAAUUAGAGAUCCCGAUGACCCAAGCAGCACCAUCUACGUCUGGGUGGAUGCCCUCGUCAACUACCUGACCAAGGCUGGAUUUGGCACCAAGUGGCAUGCUGACGACGCCGACACAGGUAUCUGGCCAGCAGAUGUGCACGUCGUCGGCAAGGACAUUAUUCGAUUCCACGCAGUCUACUGGCCUGCCCUGCUCAUGGCUGCAGGUCUCCCUCUGCCCAAGAAGAUCCUCUGCCACAACCACUGGACCAUGUCCAACCGCAAGAUGUCCAAGUCUCUAGGAAAUGUCGUCAAUCCGUUCUCCGCUGUGCAAAAGUGGGAUCUUGACCCUCUGCGAUACUUCCUCAUGCGGAACGGCAGUCUCAAGGGUGACAUGAGCUAUUCGAACGAGUCCAUCAUGGUCAUUUACGAAAAGGAGCUCCAAGCUAAUAUUGGCAACUUGUUUAACCGCAUUUCUCGCAACAAGAACUUUUCUUGGUCAACUUUGGGAGCGGUUCAGGCUGCUCGAAACGGCGACUUCGACAAUAUUGAAUCCUCUGUGCCUCGCGGGGACGCAGUCCCCGACUUUUUCAGCCUCGAAUCAACACUGAAUGAUGCACCCACAACUAUCCGACGUGAUAUGGAUGAGAUCAACUUGAGUAAUGCGCUUCGCGGCGUCUUUGAGCUUCUCCGAGAGGCAAACCGCUUUAUUAGUGAUACUGAACCCUGGAAGAUGACCAAGAGUGAGGACCCCAAUGCCAAGGUUUGUAUCAACUGGGUUAUAUAUGAGUGCGCCGAAGCCGUGCGAAUCGCGGGCAUCCUUCUGCAGCCUAUUAUGCCUACAAAGGCUGAGGAGCUCCUGGAUAACCUUGGUGUUGACCGCGAAAGACGCACUAUCGAAUUCGCUCGCAAGGGUGCUGAUACAGAAUAUGGCACUCCGCCUCUUAUGACGAAUAACAUCAAGCCCAACAGCUUUCAGAGUCUGUUUCCUCCUGUCGCAGCUGUUGACUUGCCUGAUGCCCCGAUCGACGCACCAAAGGGUAAGGGCAAGGUCAAGAACCGACUGGGACAAGUGGCAAGUUCAUUGGCUCAAGAGGCACGAGAAACCAUCUCAACAAGCAAAGCAUUGCUUGUCCCAUACGAGGCUCACCAUGUGCGGCAAUACCACGCAUGGAUGCAAGAUCCAGACAUCCAAGAAGCUACUGCUUCAGAGCCGAUGACUUUGGAGGAGGAGUACGAGAACCAGCAGUCAUGGCGCACAUCAUCCGACAAGCUUACAUUUAUCGUCUGCGCACCCGUCACACAAGACGUAUCAUUAGUGAAAGCCAGCACAGCUGAUGCAGAUGGUCUCAUGCGCGGGGACAUCAACUUCUUUCUCUACCCAUUUGAAAGCGACGAUGAGGAUGAUACUACAGAUACCCAAGGCUGGGUUACUGGCGAAGUGGACGUCAUGAUCGCUUCGCCCUCGCAUCGCGGACAAGGUCUUGGUCAAGCGGCAGUGUGUGCGCUGCUUGUGUAUAUCCGAAAGCACAUCGACGGGAUACUCGCAGAGUAUGGGGCAAAAGAGCUCAAGGGUUUGAUGGUAAAGAUCAAAGAGGGAAACAAGGGCAGCAGAGCUCUAUUCGAAAAGUUGGGGUUUGUGCAGAAGGGAGAAGUGAAUUACUUUGGUGAGGUUUUGAUGACUAUUGAAUGGGAUGAGGUUUUGAAGAGGGCUUGGUGGACGGGAGCUGAGAAGGAGUUUAGAGAGGUGAAGUAUGAACUAGAAAACGAAUAA